ACGUCAUCACCAUGCGCCGCCUGUGUUGUCUAUUGUACAGCUCAGUUUUAGCUUGUUUACGGGUAGCAGAAUAAUAUGGUACAUAAGUCGCAUAUUAUGAAAUAAAACCGCCAGUAAUAUGUCGACUGGCAUUUACAGAUGUAACUAACAAAGUAACGCUAAAGUAGCUGCUGUCGCGUUCAUUAGCCGGAAGAUUAUUUAGCCGAUCAGCUUAACUGCUGUUCAGAAAUCAUGCCGCAGAUUUCAGUCAACUAUAUUUUAUUAUUCGGACAGUUCUUGCUGCUCUUCACAGUGCUGCUUUUACAGAGUCUAGAAGGGAUUCACUCGCAAAACUCAACCGAGCCACCCGGAAACAGAGUAACGACCAGCAAAACAGUUCUGAUCAGCGAACAGCCAGAAGAAAAAGUGACGGAGAGUGUUAUAACGUUACCUACAGAAACAUCAAAUCACACGGAGCAGUAUGAGUACAGCCCUCCAUCCCCUGUCGUCCUCUGUCGAUACCUACCAGAGGAAUUCAUAUUCUGUCAAGAUCCAGUCGAUCACGGAGGAAAUGUCUCUGCCUUUCAGGAACUGGGCUAUGGAUGUGUAAAGUUUGGCGGUCAAGCGUACAAAGAUGUGAACCAUACACUGGUGUUUUGCACGGCACUGGAUGGCAUAGAGUGCGCUGGACCAAGGGAAUUUCUCAGAGGCAAUGAGCCAUGCAUUAAAUACACAGGACACUACUUCAUCACCACCCUACUGUACUCAUUUUUCCUGGGGUGUUUCGGUGUCGAUCGGUUCUGUCUCGGGCACACUGGGACUGCGGUGGGAAAGCUGCUUACCCUGGGAGGUCUUGGCAUCUGGUGGUUUGUGGACCUCAUUCUCCUGAUAACAGGAGGCCUGACCCCCAGCGACAGCAGCAACUGGUGCACUUUCUACUGAUUUAAGAGUUGUAUCAGAUUCACCUUUCUCAUGCUCACAAGUUAUAUUUAAUACACUGUAUGCAUGUGGGCUUACAUGGGCCUUAUCUACCAUUUAUUAUUUGUAAAAUACUGUUCUUCUUGUUUCUUUUGUUACGUGUUUAUGUGAAGCAGUGUUGUAAAUAAAUGUCAUCUUCGAAGAGUAAAACUCUUAAUUGAUACAUCAAUAUUUAUGAUGAUCUGAUUGUGAUCUUUUUAUUAAACGAACAACAUAGUCGUCUAGGAAAUUAGUCAGAUAUUUGCAAAAUGCACUUCACUUGACUUUGUCCUUUACUGUUAUAUGGUCUUUCUGAACAUGCUCCCCAUUACGAAAUAAUGUUUAAAAUCAAAUCAAGUUUUGUUUUCAGGGCUGGAUUGCAGACUGUGCCAAAACAGCUGCAGAGAUGUUACAGAUCUUGUUUUAGACUGAAUGCCUACAAAAAGCUGUCAAAGGACAGAUGUUAUGAAACAGCUUGCAAUUAAAAAUACAUACAAUAAUAGACUCUAUUAAACAUGCAUCCUUUGGCAGAAUUCCCAUGGCUUUUUUCACACACCAUUCAAAACGCAAUUUGGUGAGAAACUGUUAAAAGUUUUCUUUUUAUUAAUUUCAUCUUUCAUGUUCUGUGGCUUGUGUGUUUCUUGUACAUUAUGUAUUAUUUACUGAUGGAUUGGACUGUUGGUCUGCUGAAAAAACUAGGCACUUGGGGAUAUGUUGCAACACAUCCAAGUGCAUUGCUUUAAAACAACAUGUGCUUAUUCAAUAACCAAUUACUCACAAUUUUUGGCUUAGAUAAAAUCAUAUGGGUACAAAGACUUGUUUGUCUGGUGAAAAUGACUCUAUAUUUGAAAACAAUUGAAAGGUAGUAAGUGCAUGCGAUGUGUAUGUUGACCGUGUGGUGGAUUACAACCCGACAGAUCAUCAGCUUUAAUGUUUACAUGCACUACAAGAUAAUUCUUUCAAAACACAGUGCUUG
This is a messenger RNA of Sinocyclocheilus anshuiensis, 1912 nucleotides long. RefSeq names its product TM2 domain-containing protein 2. The transcript has 4 exons. Lineage: Eukaryota; Metazoa; Chordata; Actinopteri; Cypriniformes; Cyprinidae. Bases 232 to 921 code for a protein of 229 amino acids. The record is from RefSeq and is a predicted model, not a curated record.